UAUAUAAAUAAAUACAUCAUCUGCUUAUUUCAAAUAAUAGGGCGUGUUUUCUGCUUUACUGAUGUGGAGCUUUUCUGAAAUACAAGCCAGUGACUUUCAAAACUUCAAAACCUGCUUUGUCUGAUUGGAAGCAAAUACAGAACAAGCCAGCCUGAACUCCAGUUCAGGACUUAGCGAAGCUGAGUUUUGAUAGUGCUUCAAGCAGCUCGGAGGGGAGUUACUGUGAACCCAGGCUGAUAAGGUGAGUGAGGGCUGGACUCACUAGUAUUUCCCUGGCUUCUUUCCAGGAAUUGCUGGGGAUCUGAAAAAGAAGAGUAACAAAAGCUAAUCGGAGUUCUGACAGAAAUGGUUUCCCCCUGGAAUUUCACUGGCGUUGGUAGAUCUGCGGAUGACAUCCACAUGUGAACGACUGUGCAGACUCUGAGAUAAACCUCAGGCUUUUCACUUGUUUUUUUUUUUGUUUUGUUUAAAUAUUCUAUGGUGCUAAACACAUAACUUGGCACUGAACAUGCAUCAUUUAAGAUAUAUGUGGUGUUCAGCAUACAGAGCCAUACAGGAGUCACUUCAGAUUCCAAGAGUGGGAUAGUUGUUAUUCAUGACAGCAUGUACAGCAAGGAUCAAAGGUACAGAAGCAAAAUGUUUCUUUUGCAAUCAGUAGGUUAUAUUUCUUAAUUGCUGUGGAAACACUGAUGGAUGUACCGAUGCAUUUUUAUCAACUUGUGUUCAUCAGCAUUCUGUCCAUGGCUUGUCGCAGCUUGCCUGAAAGAUUUCUGGGAGAGCCACCUCAAAACCUACAAAUGGAAUCUUACAAUUUUCAGCACAUUUUGUCCUGGCAGGCAAAAAGUGAUCCAACUAUGCCAACAUACUAUCGUGUGCUGUACACUGACCGCAGGAGCUGGAAGACUGCUAAACAAUGUUCAAAUAUUACACAACUCUCCUGUAAUCUGACAGAUGAUUUUAAACAGGUGAACACUCAGUAUUCUGCAUUGGUUCAGAGCUGUGUAGGAAAUGAAGAAUUCAAUUCUCCUGUACUUCAUUUUGUGCCAGUUACUGACACAUUCCUGGGACCACCAGAAGUUAAUAUCAGUUCCUGUCUAAACUGCAUAAAUGUCACCAUAAAGCUGCCAACCUCUUACUUGAGAGAAAAUGAAAAGCUACUGUCUUUAAUUGAUAUAUAUCAAGAGCUUGAUUAUGAUAUAACACUGAAAACACUUGAUGGAGAGCAUAAGAGGCCACGUGAGAAAACCACUGAAGAUGUUUUUAAUACUGUCAUUGAAGAAUUGUAUCCAAAUAGAAAUUACUGUGUGUCUGUUAUGGUCACUGCAUCUCUAAACAAACAUUCCAUCCCGUCAGCCUGGAAAUGUGUAACUGCAGACUCUGUAGCUCAACAAGAUUAUCAUACAGUUGUAAUCACAUGUGCUGUAUGUUUUUCACUGAUGUUAGCUGGUGCCCUGAAAUGUAUGCAUGCAGGAGGCUAUAUUCUUCAAAAUAAAUUACUUCCACGUACUUUGGUAUUCAUCAGGAGGUUAGCCUAUCCACCUUGGACAUUUGAAUCUGAAAAAAUAGCCUCUAUAGAGAUCAUUUACAAAGAGGUUAAAAAAAAGGCAAAUGAAUCCAGUGGUGAUGUCAGCGAUGAAGAUGAGAGCGAUGACAGUGAUGUCAUAAGUAAUCAUGACUAUACAAGGCGUGAUAUCUUAAAUAGAGUACCUCAUUCCUCUGGCAUGCCAGAUGCAUCCGUGCAGUACUCGACAAAUAGCGUGUGUGAUGACAGCAGCAGCCAGGCAAGUGAAAAUCCAGGCACUGACCCAGAAGAUGUUGAAGAGCAAGAGUUGGGCAUUGAAGAAGACAAAGUCACAAGUCGAGAGUUGCUUAAUCCUUUCUCUGAGGCAAAUUGUAACUAUUCUUCGAGGCCAAGGGACAGUGCUUGCUUUACCAUUAACUUAAAAACUGUGCUGUUGGGAACCUCUGAAGAGAAUGUGGAUAGUUCUGCAGCUCUUCUUUCUUCCCAAGAAGAUGCAGCUGAUUGGCAAUGUACUCAUGCUGUUGAAGCAAAACUCCUGGAUGACACAGAAAGUGUGCAGAAACCCCACUGUCAUAAUGACUCUCACGAGUGGCAAAACUCCUCUCCUUCCUCUGAUGAAAGUGACUUAUCAGAUUCAGAUAUGUACCCAAAAAAUGAAUACAUAAGAAGAUGAACAAGUAAGAACCACUAUUGUUUUAUGACAUACAAAUCAAUGUUGUCCAACACCAUUGAUUUAUGGACUUGACAUACAGAUCUUCUUUUUCUUUUUUUUAACAUUCUGUGAGUAUAUGCCUGAACACUGAAAACACACAACAUUCAUUUUUAACAGCAAUUUUUCUGAUCUCACCAGGUUGCUGCAGAUAUGGUUCAGGUUGGAUGAGCCACAGAGAAACAAAAAUGAGUGUUCAGAUGCAGCAGAAAGAGUAGUUACUUCAUUUUGCAGUUUGAUAGUGAACUACACCUUUUAGCUCUUCCAAAGCAAGCAUUUCCUGUAACUCAAGUGAGAAGUUAGUUUGUAGUACAGGGGUUGUGAGUGGCUGAUCCCUCAACCAGACCACUUGUUUUCAUUUUCCUUUUUUUAUUUGUUCACCCUGCUGCUGGAUUACUCUGGAACCUGUUUUGCUGGAUGGAUUGCUGUAUUCAAGUCAGAGAACAGAGUUCUACAGUUGUGCAGAGAAAACUGAUCAAGUGAAAUAAUGGGGGCAGAGAUAAGAAUAUUCAGUCUUACAGGAGAGUUCUCCUUACUGUGAAUCAAGGCAUUUAAUAUACCUUUUUAUAAUUUUUUAAUAUAA
Molecule: messenger RNA, 2814 nt
Organism: Strigops habroptila (Kakapo)
Lineage: Eukaryota; Metazoa; Chordata; Aves; Psittaciformes; Psittacidae
Gene: IFNAR2
Product: interferon alpha and beta receptor subunit 2
Exons: 9
Coding region: 690-2195 (501 amino acids)
Molecular function (GO): protein binding; interleukin-22 receptor activity
Source: RefSeq, a predicted model, not a curated record